CUCUACGCGUGCCCUCUCUCUUCGGAAGGCACCCAUCGGACUGGGAUUAUCAAGAUGCCUCGCCGCAAAGUCUUCGACAAGAAAACGGCCACCACCUUCGCCCUCCUUCACCGCGCUCAGAAUGACCCGCUUAUCAACGACGAAAAUGCGCCUUCGAUGGUGUUCGCCGAAAAGCAGGCCCGUCGACCAACAGAGGAUGACUACGCAUAUUCAUCCGCUGGCUCCGUAGUUUCAAGCUCCUCGCGGUCUAAGAAGACGCGCCAACGAGGCGACUUGGAGGAGGAGUUUGGGUUCAGCUUCAAGCCAAAUGAGGGUGAAGCGGCACAACAUGGCGUCUUCUUCGACGACACUGAAUAUGACUACAUGCAACAUAUGCGGGAUCUAGGCUCAGGUCAGGGAGCCGUGACGUGGGUUGAGGCUUCCACACCCGCGCCGAAAGGGAAGGGUAAGCAGAGGCUGGAGGAUGCGCUGCGAGACAUGGAUCUGGGUGGUGAGCGUAGUGUGGCAGGUGAGAGCACAGCGAGUAGUGUUGCUCGGAGCCUGCUGCCGGAGGAGGUGCUUCCGAGUGAGUUUGUGCGCAGGCGGACGUAUCAGGAUCAGCAGGAUGUGCCGGACGAGAUUGCUGGCUUUCAGCCUGAUAUGGACCCUCGACUGCGCGAGGUACUGGAGGCGCUGGAGGAUGAGGAGUAUGUGGACGAUGAAGAGGAUGUGUUCGCGGAGUUGACGAGGGACGCUUACGAGGUGCAGAGGGACGAGUGGGAACGGCUGGGCGAGCAGCAAACAUUCGAGGACGGUGAUGCAGAGCUUGAUGAUGAAGGAUGGGAGAGUGAUCACACAUUACGAGCGGCCAGCCCGCCCCCACCUAUCUCUCCGCAAGUUUCGGAAGGCGAGAUUGCAGCGCCGCCAGAAGACGUGCAAGCCGAACCGCCAGCCGAUCCCACGGCAGGCGCGUGGCAGGACGAGUUCGCGAAGUUCAAGCAAAACUCUAAAGCUGGCAGGCCCACCACGAGAGACAUAGCACCACUCGUGGCACCUUCGGCUCUCGAAUCGUCAGCCCUUUCCUCCUUAGCAAGCGGUCGCCGCAAAAAGCGCAAAGGCGCCAAGACCUCGACCACGAACUAUUCAAUGACGUCUUCCGCUCUUGCGCGAACAGAUCAGCAGACUCUACUCGACGCGCGCUUCGACAGAGUGCUUGAGAACGAGGACAUGCUGGACGAAAUUGCAGAAGAGGCGUCGCUACCUGACACCACCUCUCUCGCUUCCGGCAUGACAGGCAUGUCCAAAGCAAGCGCAGUAAGCAGGUACAGCAACCUCUCCCGCCAGAGCGGGGCGUCAGGUAUGUCACGGAUGUCGAGCUAUAGCCGCGCCACCGAUUCCGAGGCGCCGCAGCUGAUCCGCGCGGACUUCGAUCGCAUGAUGGAUGAUUUUCUGGGUGGGUACGGAAAGGUGGGGAAGGCAGGGGGUAGGGUGAAGAGGGGUGGGCAGCAGAGUGGGAUGGAGCAGCUGGAGGAGAUCAGGAAGGGGCUGGGGCCGGCGAGGGUGAGGACGAAGGUUGCUGGGGCGUCUUGAGGGUGGUGUAUGCUCGAGCUUUCGUGUAAAUGGCGUUGGAGUUGUUGCUAGCCUUUGAGAUACCCAUAGUACAGUCGGUAGUCGGCCUGUCUAGCGCAGAUCAAGAGUUGAAUAUGCGUGAGUAGAGCAACUCAUGCCUUCCCAUCCACAGAUCCAUCACCGGCACUGAGACCGCUGCGUCUUCGGCUUUUCGCCUGCCCU
Messenger RNA from Baudoinia panamericana UAMH 10762, 1770 nucleotides. RefSeq lists its product as uncharacterized. NCBI's taxonomy places the organism in Eukaryota, Fungi, Ascomycota, Dothideomycetes, Mycosphaerellales, Teratosphaeriaceae. Gene Ontology annotation, cellular component: nucleus; preribosome, small subunit precursor; cytosol. The record is from RefSeq and is a predicted model, not a curated record. Gene Ontology annotation, biological process: ribosomal small subunit export from nucleus; ribosomal small subunit biogenesis. Bases 55 to 1569 code for a protein of 504 amino acids. The transcript has a single exon.